Messenger RNA from Liolophura sinensis, 1486 nucleotides. RefSeq lists its product as uncharacterized. The transcript has 3 exons. Bases 344 to 949 code for a protein of 201 amino acids. Lineage: Eukaryota; Metazoa; Mollusca; Polyplacophora; Chitonida; Chitonidae. The record is from RefSeq and is a predicted model, not a curated record.
UGUCGCGGAAUGUACCGAGAGCCAACAUCACAAAAAGACUGCAUCGGAUCGGACAAGCUGGAGUAAUCGGAGCUAGAAGUAUAUAUCAAGACAUAGUUGUCCAUAGUUUCACAGUCGUAGCAACACCCAAGCUAGAUUUGAAAUCUGUCCCCAGACGGCGUUAAACGGGCAGGGGAACCUACUGGUCUGGAGACUAUAGACGAUGUCUAGCCUCACCCCCAUUUCCCCCUGAAGCUGUGAGGAGAGUUAGGGCAAGGUUGAGCUGUUGACAUAUCGCACAGGGACUUUUGUUCAGUGAUGGCGUGUUAAUGUAACCGCAUUGGUUUGCUGCCGACCAGUAAGAAUGCCGGAUUACGUGGAGUUUGAUGACCCCUACGACACGGAUGGCCUGUACGAAGUGGAGGAGCUGCGCGUGAGGCUGGGGAAUCUGCUGCUGAUGACAGCCGUCAUUAUCACAGGACUCUUUAUGCUUUUCAUCUUGUGGAAGCUUUGUUUCGCUGACGAGGGAGAGACCCCGGGCAAACAGCCCCGCGGAACCCCUCAGGCCGUCUACGCACACGAGAUUGAACCGGGCUUUGUCGUUCUCCAAUCCCAGGACGGACAAUUCUUCCGGAUUUUACAGGAGUACAGCGAGGCCAAAUGGAAUAGGCCAUCCGGAAGACAUGGACCCGUUACUGGAAGCGAGAACAACGCGCCACUCACGAGAACUGACAGCAGCUCCACCUGGCGGGGAGUUUCUGAAGCAGAGGCCACGGUGUACGCGCCACACUACACCAGCGCUCAUUACCAAACACAACCCUCAGCGCCUCUCCCGCCACCGUCCCCGCCGCACUUGGGCGCGCCUUUGACACCUCUGCCUCAGCUGUCCACAAUGUCCGACAACGAAGUGAUAUACUUUGAUCGCAGAGAUUUAUCUCCACUUCCGCCGCCUUACCACGCCAGGGAUUAGAAACCGUGUGCAUCAAGAACUAACACUGUGAUGAAAAAAAAAAAUAAGAGUGCACAAAAGAUGUAUGCAGAAGAAUCCUGAAAAUGUAAUGCAAUCGUGGGGUAAAUUUUAGAAACUUCUGUCGAAAAUAUUCGUAAGAAGCGAUCAAAAGAACAUCCAUCCAUACCUUCAAUUGAUGUUUAAAUAAGAAAUAACAUCAUAAAGUUUCUUGAAAAUAGGUCUUGUCGCUUGAAUAGUUAAAGGCCAAUCGAUUAGGUUACUUGUUCAUUUAAGUAAAUACAAGUAUUAGUAACAAGCCGUUAACGGUGUCAAGCUUACGUUUCAGGCGUCUGGUUUUUAAUCCAGCAUUAACUGUCUACUCUUUCACAUGGCUAAAGCAAAAUGCCUGAACUCACUUCAGCCUGAUGACCACCCUCAGGUUCUUAGGGUGGGUUUAAAAUAAUCGAAGUGUGUAUUUAAAACAUGUUGUUACUGUUACAUAGUAGGGUGCAUUCAUUCUUGGUGUAGGCCUACUUAAAAUAAAGUGGAACAGAUGGA